Molecule: messenger RNA, 1926 nt
Organism: Plasmopara halstedii
Lineage: Eukaryota; Oomycota; Peronosporomycetes; Peronosporales; Peronosporaceae
Product: dna photolyase cryptochrome
Exons: 1
Coding region: 1-1926 (641 amino acids)
Biological process (GO): entrainment of circadian clock by photoperiod; circadian regulation of gene expression
Cellular component (GO): cytoplasm; nucleus
Molecular function (GO): FAD binding; DNA binding
Source: RefSeq, a predicted model, not a curated record
AUGACUAGGAAACGGCUGCGCCACGCGUCAGUGCACAAUGUGGACGACCCCAUGGUGCUUCAGCAUUGUCAGAUUGACGUUAAUGUUGCAGACGAAGAGAAUACAAGUAUCUCCAAAUCUCAUAGCAAUCUUAUUGACAAUUUUGGUCCUGCACCAGAACACCCUAAACGACGAGCUCUAGUCUGGUUCCGUCGCGACUUAAGACUGCAUGACAACUUGGCACUCGACGCAGCAAUGCGUGCGCAAGAACAAUUUUGGCGCGCAACUAAUGAGGACAUGGCGCUAUUGCCUAUUUACAUUCUCCAUAAACCGAAACGUCAGCGUUGCGGAGCUGUUCGAUUCCAAUUUCUAUUGGAAGCAAUAAUGGAUGUGGCUAUUUCCAUUGAGAAAAUGCAUGGUCGACUGCUAGUGCUGAGAGGAGACGCUGAGCACGUAUUACACACUGUCAUGGCCGCAUGGCACAUCACUGAUCUCUUCUUUGAGGCUGGGGUCAUGCCUUACGCCGUUGAGCGCGACUCUCGCGUCCGUGCUAUUGCAAAGUCGCUAAAUGUCAACGUCACCAUGAUACGAGGGGGGACUUUGUAUGAUCCACAUGAAAUCAUUCGGUUAAAUGGCGGAGUACCGCCAGACGAGUACGAACGACUUUUAGAGAUCACUGAAAAGAUGCCGCAACCCACACAGCCCAUUCCCGCGCCAUUUAAACUUCCACAUGCUGCAUCCUUCAAUACAAAAGAAUUGUAUUUCUUAUUAAAGAGUUAUUGCCAUGACCACAACUCAGAAGUUGCAGAUGCAAUUGCUGGAAUUAACGUUAAUACUGAAAAAAACGAUACGACACUAUUUGUAGUACCACCUCUCACGGUAUUUGGACUCACGCCUCCAGAUCCACAUACGACCUUAAUUGGAGGGGAAACUGAAGCUUUGAAGCGUCUGGACGAAUUCUGUGAAGAUGAACGACGCGUAGGUAUGUUUGAAAAGCCAAAAACAUCUCCAGUUUCCGUUGAUGUGCCAUCUACGACGUCGUUAAGUGCGCAUUUGACUUUUGGGUGUCUAAGUGCACGUGAGUUCUUCUAUCGCAUCAUGUUCAUCCAGCUGCAAUUUUCCCAGCGUCCUGGAUUCCCCGUACAAGUGACAUUGGAAGGUCAAUUGAUGUGGCGAGAGUUUUUUUACUGUUAUGCAUGUGGAACCCCAAACUUUGACUCAUUUUAUAGUAACCCUGGAUGUAAACAGAUAGACUGGCGCUUGCUUGCAAUGAAAGACGAUAUAGUGAAUGACCACAAUAUGUUAGAAGCAGACGAAAAGCUUGCUGUACGGCAGUUGGAGUGCUGGAAGGAGGGUCGUACAGGUUUUCCCUGGAUUGAUGCUGUUAUGCGUCAAAUAAAUCAGGAAGGCUGGACGCACCACGCUGGACGCCAUGCAGUUGCGUCCUUUUUAACACGUGGAGUGCUCUAUAUUUCAUGGCUACAAGGCGCGUUGUACUUUCAAGAGAAAUUGAUUGAUAUGGAUUGGGCCUUAAACAUUGGGAACUGGCUUUGGGUCAGUGCAAGUUGUUUUUUUACAGAUUACCGCCAAGUGGCGUCUCCGUCCACAUUUCCUCAACAUUGGGAUCCCCAUGGGCAUUUUAUUCGAAAGUACAUACCAGCACUCCGUAACAUGCCGGAUAAAUUUGUAUACGAGCCGUGGAAAGCACCACUGAAAGUGCAACGGGACGCUGAUUGUCUUGUUGGCAAAGAUUAUCCGUUUCCAAUAGUUGACAGCAAGCUGGCGAUGUCGCGUUGUGCUGCUGGGAUGAGUCAUGCAUUUUCGGACACAGAGACAGCGGCCGUUAUUAGCGAUCGAAAGCUUACGGAAGAGUCGGAGACUUUGUCUUGGAGCGCAGAUGACAUGUGCUACGGCUACCGAAGUAUUGCCAGUAGCUCACAGCUUUAA